Messenger RNA from Glycine soja, 2514 nucleotides. RefSeq names its product mitogen-activated protein kinase kinase kinase 3-like. The transcript has 11 exons. Gene Ontology annotation, biological process: protein phosphorylation. Gene Ontology annotation, molecular function: ATP binding; protein kinase activity. The record is from RefSeq and is a predicted model, not a curated record. Bases 184 to 1974 code for a protein of 596 amino acids. NCBI's taxonomy places the organism in Eukaryota, Viridiplantae, Streptophyta, Magnoliopsida, Fabales, Fabaceae.
UAUUGUAUGGAUCCAUCCACUCAUCACUUAAUAAUUGCUCUUCUCUCUCCAUUCUCUAACCACCACCACCACCGGCUUGUGUCCGUCUUUCGUCGUUUCUGAACCAUAUUAAAAAUCAUAAAUCACAAUUCACAACACAAAACAAACCUUCUUCUCUCUCUCUGGGAAUUGAACUUAAUUAGAAUGCCGGCUUGGUGGAAUAGAAAGUGGAGCAAGAGCAAGGAGGAGCAGGAGCAGCCGGAGGAGGAGGAUGAGGAGGAAGAGCCACGUGCCGCUUUUCAGCUGAAUUUCAUGAGCGGUGAGCGGGACAAGAACAAGGGUAGGAGUUGUAGUAAGAAGAAGACCAAGAGCUUCGACGACAAGGUCAAAGGGGUUCCGUUACCACUUCCCUCGCAUAGUCUCAGCGAUCCAGUUCAAUCAUUUGGAUCUGUUUCGGUGUCCGGUGGUUCCAGCGUCAGCUCCUCCACCUCCUACGACGAUCAUCCAAUUUCGCCUCCCAACACCAACAGAGGACGAGAGGAGGUGAGGUUCAAUGUGAGGACAAAAAGUCCGGGUCCUGGGUCAAGAGGACCUACCAGUCCUACCUCACCGCUUCAUCAAAGGUUGCAUGCUUUGAGCCUUGACUCUCCCACGGGGAGUGAGUGUCAUCCAUUACCUCUUCCACCUGGCUCUCCAACUAGUCCUUCUUCUGUGCUUCCCAACGCUAGAGCAAAUGGACAUUUGGAAAAUGCUACCAGCAAUGUGUCCAAAUGGAGAAAAGGAAAGCUUCUAGGACGGGGAACAUUUGGGCAUGUUUAUCUGGGAUUCAAUAGUGAAAAUGGACAAAUGUGUGCAAUAAAAGAAGUCAAGGUUGUCUUUGAUGAUCACACAUCAAAAGAGUGCCUCAAACAACUUAACCAGGAGAUAAAUUUGCUAAAUCAGCUUUCACACCCAAAUAUUGUUCAAUACUAUGGGAGUGAACUGGUAGAAGAAUCACUUUCUGUAUAUUUGGAAUAUGUCUCUGGUGGUUCUAUCCAUAAAUUACUUCAGGAGUAUGGUCCAUUUAAGGAGCCUGUUAUUCAAAAUUAUACCAGGCAGAUUGUCUCUGGACUUGCCUAUCUGCAUGGAAGAAAUACAGUACACAGGGAUAUUAAAGGGGCGAACAUACUAGUUGAUCCUAAUGGUGAAAUCAAACUGGCAGACUUUGGAAUGGCUAAACAUAUAAAUUCUUCUGCCUCGAUGCUUUCAUUCAAAGGAAGUCCAUACUGGAUGGCACCUGAGGUUGUAAUGAAUACAAAUGGCUAUAGCCUUCCAGUUGAUAUAUGGAGCUUGGGGUGCACAAUUAUUGAAAUGGCAACAUCAAAACCUCCCUGGAAUCAGUAUGAAGGGGUAGCUGCCAUAUUUAAAAUUGGGAACAGCAAAGAUAUGCCUGAAAUCCCCGAGCAUCUUUCGAAUGAUGCAAAAAAAUUCAUCAAGCUAUGCUUACAAAGAGACCCAUUAGCUCGCCCGACAGCCCAAAAGUUACUAGACCACCCCUUCAUUCGAGAUCAAUCAGCAACAAAAGCUGCAAAUGUCAGCAUAACCAGAGAUGCUUUCCCUUGCAUGUUUGAUGGAAGCCGGACACCGCCUGUGUUAGAGUCCCAUUCCAACCGAACAAGCAUAACUUCUCUUGAUGGAGAUUAUGCAUCAAAGCCAGCUCUUGCAGCACCACGUGCAUUAAGGAGUUCAAGAGAUAACACAAGAAUCAUCACAUCUUUACCAGUAUCUCCCUCUUCAAGUCCAUUGCGAAGGUAUGAGCCAAUGCAUCAGAGCUGUUUUUUUUCUCCUCCUCAUCCAGCUUACACCACAAUGGGACAAAGUAGUUACACUUUGAAUGACAGAUCCUCAUAUCCAAUGAGAUCAAAUGCCACGUUUGCUCUUGAUCCUUGGCAUGAAACAUCUCGAUACAGAGCCAAUACACCACCUGGUGGAUCUCCAAGAAUGAGACUCAUUUAAGUUAAGAUUGUAAAUAGCUAUAGAACCAAAAUAUUUCCACAUCUCCCCAGUAUACCUUGUGGUCUUUCCCUGAGGUUGAACUUCAAUUUGGACUCUGAAGCACAAACCAUCCAAAAUAUUCUGCUGGUCCAUUCUUUAUACAAGAGAACCAUAUACACGAGAACCAGAUGACGGAAAAAAUGAUUCUGGCCUAUGCUCUCGGUGCAUUGGAUUGGGGAGACCAUGUUGCUUGUAACAAUUUCUUGAUUAUUGUAAAUGCAAUGUGCUUACUGUGUUUGUAGUAACGUUUAUGUUGUAUAAUGAUAGUUCAUGGCAGAAUAAAAAAAAGUAAUUUUCAUCGCCACUCUUUCCAUUUUGAAUCAGAAAUUCUAUUUGAGAUUAGAUAGGGAAAUCUAUUAGAGCUGGCCUAGAAGCGAGGGGUUAGGAUAGUUUGUACAAGAUUUUGUUACCAUUAUUGUAUACCAAAAGAAAGAUAUUGUACAGGAGCGUGAACAAUUUGGCUGAUUGCAUAAUGGAGUCAGAAGUGUUUGGUCACUUUCA